Molecule: messenger RNA, 5461 nt
Organism: Numida meleagris (helmeted guineafowl)
Lineage: Eukaryota; Metazoa; Chordata; Aves; Galliformes; Numididae
Gene: FAM110D
Product: family with sequence similarity 110 member D
Exons: 4
Coding region: 3989-5017 (342 amino acids)
Source: RefSeq, a predicted model, not a curated record
GUCGUCUCUUGGAAGAGCUGCUCCUAGCCCAGCUGAUGGUGCAACUUAAUGGCAGUAAAGAAACGAGCCUGACCUCAGACCUGCAGGGUGUAGUUUCUGCUGAUGGAAUUUUGUUUGAGUUCCAUAAAUUAUACGAAUUUGGCACAGCCAUCUCGCCCUCAGCCAAGCUCAGGACGGUUUAUUUGCUUUGCUAGAAUAGCAGUAAGCUGUAGCAGUUCAUCACGGUCACACUAGCAGGGAAGCAUGGAGAAGCUGAGUGACGCAAAAGAUCAGCCAGCAGUCCACUGUGCCACUGCAAGAGGAGCCAUGGCCCAGGUGAUACUCUCCUUUAAGUCACUUGGUUCCCAGAUGAGUUUCCAGGUUAUCUGGGUGCCUGAAGCACAGAGCAGUUGCAUAAGGGCUGCGGUUGGCGGGGAGCAGCUGGUGCUGCCCAGGGAUGCAUGGUGCCUGACCCAUGGGCUGAGCUGGCAGGUGGCAAACAGGAGCUGCAGGUGGCGAGUCGGAGCUGUGUCUGCCAUGGGACUAGGCGAGGAGGAGGAGGAGGAGGAAGGCUGCCUCCCUGCAGAGCCUCCCAUACAGAGCUUGCACCUCUCGAGCGCUUUAGCCAGGUAAAGUAUGCUGGGGUGGGGUGCUGGAGGGUAUGGCUGACUUGUUUUGCAUUUUUUAAAGUUGACAGAGGGAGAACCGGUGUUAGAAUUGCAAGUGGUGCUCUGAGGCCUCUGUAGCCUGUGGGGUUUGAAAUGAAACCAUGCAACAUAAAAAUGUUUGUGGGUCCGUUGUAGCGAGGGAUACGUUCAUCACAGACACACCCUGGGGAGACUCUCCAUCACAGCAGCUCCUCCCACCUCUCCCAACAGCUUUUUUUACUUCCCAGACACAGUCAGGCUCAAGAAGUCAGCUAGGCCGACCACCUCCUGCAGUAUUCCAAAGGUCCGUCUGUGUGAAGCUCAGGGUCUUUCCUCUGUGCCCAACUGCUCUCCAGUUUCUGCUUGCAGGAGCUUGUGGAUGGCUGCCUUAGAUUAGGUGCUGGUUUCAGAUUUAUUGAUGCCCACUUGAGCCCUUGAUAUUUUUAAGCUGGUGUAGCAGGCCUUCCACUCCUGCUUGCUCCCCAGUGAAAGCUGGUGCAUCUCAGGCCCUUGGCGUGCAGCCGUACUGCCCCGAGCCAGCCAGCUCGCUUCAGCUGCUCUCCUGUCCCUGGCAUUUACAUGGCCUCAGACCAGAAAAGGCUUUUGUGGGUCGUGAAAGUAAGCCGACAAGUAGCAACAGAUGGUAACGUUAUCAGUUUUACAGUCAUGUCUGCACCUGGUCACUGCAGUGUUAGUGAUUUUCAAAGGAGAAAUGCAUCUGGAAAGGUGACUGAGGGGCAUGUUCAUUCCUGACCGCUCUCCCACCGUCAGACCGACCUCCUCAAAAGUGAAAAUCAUUCAGAUCCACUUAUUUACCACUUAAAUGCAGUAGUCCACAGAUUGGGCUUCUGCUUUUCCUUAUAUCCUGGUGCAUGGUGGGCUGCUGGGGCACAUGGAGCCUUUCCUGGGAAGCCGAGGGGUCAGGCCCUGCUCCCAGGAGUCUCUCUGGCCCACAGUUUUGCUUGGGGCAUGCAGGGGCAAUAGGUCAGUGUCCUAAUGACUAUACAAAGAGCCCUUCUCUUCUCGGGAGCGGGCUGUGAGCUGUGCUAGCUGUGCCGAAUUCCCCCUCUGGAAAUCAGCCCAUCCUCCCUGUGGCAUCAAUUGGCCACGGACAGCCUCAGCCUCCUCUUGGGGGACCUCCUGCUGCUGUUCUGGGAUGGAUCAGAGCCAUGCAUGGGCCCUGUUGAUCUCAGCACUCUUCUGCUUUUCCUCCUGAAGCAUGUGAUGCCCUUAAUGAGGUGGAGCAUGCAAUUAUCUGUUGCCAGGAGAGAGGAGGGAGGUCGUGCUGGGAGUGGAGCUGUUUAAUCAGAGCUGGAUGUGCUCUGAAAAGUCACUCUGGGGGAGGAGCAGUGCUCUCUGGUGUUUGACCUUUGAGGACUUCCUCAAAUUCUUCUCUCCCACCAUGAGGGCUUGAAGCACCCCACGAGCAGCUCCAAACACGAGGCCCUCAUGUAAUCGCAGUCAGCAUUGGGGGUGUAAGAAAAUCAGCCUUAAUUAAAUAACGAGACUUGGAGUAUCUGUAUGAUACUGGUGCAUUUGUAAGAGGCUGAUGGAUGGGGUAAACCACUUAAGUUGAAGUGACAAAGCCCCAUAGCCUCACUCAGGGAAGCAGGAGCUGCCCGGCAUCCCAGUGCCAGGAAGGGCCCCUCAAACCAUCCCCUUUUGUAUUCCCAAAGGAAUUCGGGUUGUUGGGAUUUUAACAAGUCAGCAGUUGGCAUGUGCUGUAUGUGCCCCCUCCAGGGCAGCCUGUCUGUCUGUGUCUGUCUGUCUGUCCAUUCCUCUCCCAGCGCAGGGGAAGUGGCAGGCGCCUGCUGGAAGUGCCUCACAGGAACACCCGCAUCCGCCAGAGAAAGGAGAACCAAAGGCUGCUCUUACUCACGGGUGUCCUUACCGGAACGGCGGCUGGAUUCCAGCUCACAAAAUAAACGUGUUUUGAGAAACAGUGAUUGCUGUUGCCUGGCAUUAACAAUAGGGUCCGCUCCUCCCCCAGGUGGCAAUGUGUGCUCUGUGUGGGAGGGCAGCAGAUCCCAGCCCAGCCCUGGCACAGGUUUCUCAGCCCCUUUCCCCUGUCCUUUUCCUCAUCUUCCUCUGGAGCAUUGUGUUUGCUCUGCUUUGGCUGCAUCCUGCAUGGGGAGCACAGUGGGGUCCUCGUCCUCGGGUCAGUCCUUCCUUGCUUUCCGUGGGGUUUGAACUGUGCCAGCGGAGCCUGGACAGGCCCUGGUGCACAGGAUGCUGCUGUGGCCUCAGCUCCAGCCCUUGUGUCCCCAGCACUGGGGUAUGGCCCUGGCACCAGUGCCUGCACACAGGGCUAUGCUGGAUGCUGGUGGAAGGAGCUUCCAUGGGGAUGGCCAGGGCUUGGUGCUGCCUCCUUUCUCUUUCAGAAACAGAACCUACAAUUCCCACACCGAAUGUCACAUCUUUAUCCCCACUAGAACCUGCUGGUUCCGUGCAGGUAGCAGUAAGGUAGCUGCAGCCUAGGCUGUGCCCCACUCCCAUUCUGUAGGGAGGGAUGUGGGGAGCUGAGGGCUCUCUUGGGCUCUGCAGUGGCAACUCCAGGGAGCUGAGGUCUGCCCACAUUCUGGGGCCCUGGGAGUGGAGGUCGUCUGGGGCCGGAAAGGACACUCAGCUCUCCGGGAAGGGGAGAGGGCAGAGGUAAAAAUAACCCCUGGGCUGGCUCUGGUCCCUGUGGCUUCCUGCAAUUUACAGCCCUUCCCUGGGGAAGGGGAGGCAGGAACCUGCCUGGAUCCGAUCUCACUUUGACCCUUUCACCACUGACAGAAGGUACUAGGAGGACCUUGCUUUGCUCCAUUCCUGUGGGCUCGGGCAGGACCCUGGGGAAGAGGAUUGCAGUGCCAGGUACUCACUGCCCUGUUCCUGAUGCACCCAGUGUGUGUGGGGUCGGACACAGCAGGCUCCACUGUGGGGAGGCAGACGCUGCUGCUAUGGCCUCAAGGGUCAGAGGGAUGGAGGGGAGCCUGUCCCAGAGCCACAAUCCCACCUGCAAUCCCAUACAAAGAGCUGGGAGAUGGAGCCUGUGGCUGUGGAAGGAGAAGGGUUAAUGCUGGCAGUGGAGGAGUCUGGGGCGUAAAGGCUGCAGGGACUGGGGGCUUGAUGCUGGCAACAUGCUGGCAGAGAGCAGGAUGCACUGAUGGGGCUGGGCUGGCAGGGGUUAAUGGGGUGGCUCUUCCUCCCCCUUUAUAUGAGGCUCCUGCGGCUCUGGGCUCAGUUUGCUGCUGGCUGCCGGAGGGAACAGGAGCAGAGGAGACCGACCAGCACCCUGCGCAGGCCCAGGACUGUGGCUGAGUGCAGAAGCUGAGCACAGCUUUGGGGUCCCCGUCCCACACAGGGCUGGCUGGAGGGAGAUGGUCCCACUCGGCAGCACCCCCCGAGCCGUCUGCACCUCUGGCCGCGGUGUCUCCCCACUGCGUUUGCUGAACCGGGGCCCCGAGUACCUGCGGGAGCAAGUGGCAGGGGGCAGUGGGGGCCGCACACCCAGUGCCGUGGAGCGGCUGGAAGCAGACAAAGUGAAGUACGUCAAAUCGCAGCAGGUCAUCAACAGCCGGCAGGAGCCGGCCCUGCGAGGCUGCUCGCCCUGCUGCUCGCCCCGUGGCCGACGCCUGCUCGCCCUGCAGCAGUGCCACGAGCACUGCCAGAGCUCGGACCUGAGCCGCGAUGGCAGCCGCAAGGUGCCAUGUUCCCCAUCCCCUGUGCCGCGGAGGGGAGGCGGCGGCCGGCGCCUGCUGAGACCCGACUCACUCAUCAUUUACCGGCAGAAGCGGGACUGCCCAGUGAUCAACAAGGAGAACACCAAGGGCUAUGGGCUGGUGCGACGCCUCUUCCAGGGGCCGCUCAGGGACAAGCCCCCCAGCUCUCCCCCGGCCCAGGGGUCAGAUAAAGCCCCAGAGAGCCCCAUGCUGUGGGUGUCCAUGGAGCAAGAGGAAGAUGUGCGGACGCCGGGUGCCAGCAGCAGCACUGUCCCGAUGCCUGACAGCCCCAUGCCGCAGCCCCCCCAAGCCCCCAGCCUAGCCCAGCCCCCCACCUCCCCUGGCCCCAGCAAACCAGCACUGGGCCUGCGCGUGUCCCUGCCGCUCUCGGAGAAGGAGCGGUUCUUCAACUACUGUGGGCUGGACCGGGCCAUGGUGGAAGGGCUGGGGAAGGAGCGGUUUUUGCCAGCGGGAUGGGACACGGCCUCGGCACGGUUCCAUGGCUCCUGCGAGUGGGAGCCCAGCCAGGCCUCAGGGUGCAGUGGGGAGGACGCGGGGCCAGGUGAGGAGGAGCCGGACAUGCGGCUCUGCUCCGCCAUUUCCGUGGUGGAGCGCAAUGCCCGUGUCAUCAAAUGGCUCUAUGGCUGCCAGCGAGCUUGGGCGGCCGCCAAGGAAUCCACAGUCUGAAAGGAAGCGCCCUGGCCAGCCAUAUGUGUCUAGGUGGAUGAUAUGGCACCUUGCUUUUGCUGGAUAUGGCCUGGGGACUACCAGCAUCCUGUCACUAUGGUGCUGCUUGCAGGCCAGCAGGGACACGUCUACCCUGAGCAGAGACAAGGUCUACCCACAGAAGGGACAAGUGGUCCACCCCUUGGCUACGCAGCCCGCAGACAGAUAGCUGCUUUUUGAGGUGUGGGUGCAUGGCUGUGUGGUGGGGUGCCCGGGGACCUCCCCUGGGUGAGUCCAGCCUCAGCCAUGGUGGUUGCCAGGCUGCUGUUCCUUGCUGGGUCCCUACCUCUUAGUCUUCCAUGUUCCUGCUGUGGUCUAGGACAGCAGCCUUCUCUCCAUCAGCCUCAACGGGAAAGGGGCUUCUGGGAUGGGAGCAGGCCUCAAUAAAUCUGUGGUUUUCUUUUA